This is a messenger RNA of Alosa sapidissima (American shad), 9277 nucleotides long. RefSeq names its product potassium large conductance calcium-activated channel, subfamily M, alpha member 1a (gene kcnma1a). Gene Ontology annotation, cellular component: postsynaptic membrane. The record is from RefSeq and is a predicted model, not a curated record. Gene Ontology annotation, molecular function: large conductance calcium-activated potassium channel activity. Bases 844 to 5109 code for a protein of 1421 amino acids. Gene Ontology annotation, biological process: potassium ion transport; transmembrane transport. The transcript is spliced from 35 exons. NCBI's taxonomy places the organism in Eukaryota, Metazoa, Chordata, Actinopteri, Clupeiformes, Clupeidae.
GAAUAGCCUAGUGUUUUUUCGCCUGUAAAAUAAUUAAAAUUAUAUUUAAUGUGUUACAAGAAUCAUGCAGAUACGAGCGAACAAGCAGUCGCGCAGCUUUAGAGCGUUUUGUCCAUCUUUAUUAUUGUGACUUGGCUCCGCCUUCCUACCUGUAAAUCUCCCCAGCCAUCUCUGGAGCAGAUCUGACGGGCGUUAUCAGCUGGCCGCCCGCAAGAGGCUGAAGGCAUUGAGUGGGGACGGCGACAUUUAUGCUAUUGCAUGCCAUUAUGCGCGAAUAUGCUAAGGGAAAUGCCGUCGUUUGAGGCAGUUUAUUUCGUUGCGUAGCGCAAGUGAACGACUGGAAACUCAAAAUAUCGUCCUCCAGUUGAAAACAGCCGAAGCUAUCGAUUAACUUGGCGUUGGUGAGACCGAAAUCGAUCUGCUACCUUCAAGUGACCGUGUAGCUGGAUGGAAAGCAGCGCGUUCGCACGUAUAGUUGAUUGAGAAUAGGCUAUCGUCAGUUGGCUGUUGUCACGGGUCAUCUAACGCAGCUGUGAAUAACAACAGCCGCAUUGGCUGCAGUAUGAAUAUUUCUUUGAGGUGGUAUUUAUUCUGAGCGUUUUGGAACCCCCCUCAAAAUGAAAACGAUAAGUCGUCAUUAAUGCGGAUUUAAAUGCAUCCAGCAGAGGGACAGAGACUCGCUGUUACAAUCCAAUUUCACCGAGAAGAACUGUUUUCUUUUAAAAGAAUAUUCAUAUUGUGGAGAACUGGAUAAAAAUAUAGAACGAUCGUGAGGGAUAUUUGAAGCAAUAUGGCUGAUGACUGGGGUUGGGGGCGCUGGCAGGAGCUCUCCAAAGCUUUUAGAUGCUAGCCGUGGCAGAUGGCAACGUUUCCUAUGGCAGCAGCAGCUCUAUAAUGAGUAAUAAUAUCAAUUAUAAUAGAAAUUCGGACUCUUCUGUCUCUAUAUCCAAGAUGGAUGUGAUCAUCCCGUUUUCACCAGAUGUUCCCUGUGACAACAAUGGUCAGCGCAUGUGGUGGGCAUUCCUUGCCUCAUCCAUGGUGACGUUCUUCGGGGGUCUCUUCAUCAUUCUCCUGUGGAGGACCCUCAAAUACAUGUGGACUGUCUGCUGCCACUGUAACAUCAAAACUAAGGAGAAAGUGACUAUUCCAGUGAUCACACAAGCUGAUGGAGCAGCCAAGACCAGCACUGAUAAGGAGCCUGAACCGGUACCGAUCAGCGAGGUGGGCUGGAUGACGUCGGUCAAAGACUGGGCCGGCGUCAUGAUCUCCGCUCAGACUCUGACCGGGAGAGUCCUGGUGGUGCUGGUGUUUGCCCUCAGCAUUGGAGCUCUGGGAAUAUACUUCAUAGACUCCUCUGACCCUAUAGAAUCCUGUCAGAAUUUCUACCAAGAUUUCACGUUACAGAUAGACAUGGCAUUCAACGUGUUCUUCUUACUGUACUUUGGCUUGCGGUUCAUAGCAGCCAAUGAUAAGCUGUGGUUCUGGCUGGAGGUCAACUCUGUAGUGGACUUCUUCACAGUGCCACCAGUGUUUGUGUCGGUGUAUCUGAAUAGAAGCUGGCUGGGUUUGAGGUUUCUAAGAGCCUUGAGACUGAUCCAGUUCUCGGAAAUUUUGCAGUUUUUGAAUAUCUUAAAAACAAGCAAUUCCAUCAAGCUGGUCAACCUGUGUUCCAUCUUCAUCAGCACAUGGCUCACAGCUGCUGGAUUCAUACAUUUGGUGGAAAACUCAGGGGAUCCUUGGGAAAACUUCCAAAAUUCUCAAUCGCUUUCAUAUUGGGAAUGUGUCUACUUACUCAUGGUCACCAUGUCCACCGUGGGAUACGGAGAUGUCUAUGCACGAACAACCUUAGGGCGCCUUUUCAUGGUCUUCUUCAUCCUCGGUGGUUUGGCCAUGUUUGCUCGCUACGUGCCAGAAAUUGCUGCUCUCAUCCUUAAUCGGAAGAAAUACGGAGGGAGUUAUAACUCGACACGAGGCAGAAAGCAUAUUGUGGUCUGUGGUCAUAUCACGCUCGAAAGUGUUUCCAACUUCCUUAAAGACUUCCUACACAAGGACAGGGAUGAUGUCAAUGUAGAAAUCGUUUUUCUCCAUAAUAUUUCCCCUAAUCUUGAGCUGGAAGCCUUAUUCAAACGCCACUUUACUCAGGUGGAAUUCUACCAGGGAUCUGUUCUGAACCCACAUGACCUGGCCCGGGUGAAGAUUGAGUCGGCGGACGCCUGCCUGAUUCUUGCCAAUAAGUACUGCCCUGACCCAGACGCAGAGGAUGCCUCCAACAUAAUGAGAGUAAUAUCAAUCAAGAACUACCACCCAAAGAUCCGAAUCAUCACUCAAAUGUUGCAGUACCACAACAAGGCCCAUCUGCUAAACAUUCCAAGCUGGAACUGGAAGGAAGGGGAUGAUGCAAUCUGCCUGGCGGAGCUGAAGGCGGGCUUCAUCGCUCAGAGCUGCUUGGCCCAGGGCCUGUCCACCAUGCUCGCCAACCUCUUCUCCAUGAGGUCAUUCAUCAAGAUUGAAGAGGACACGUGGCAGAAGUAUUACCUGGAGGGCGUGGCCAAUGAAAUGUACACAGAGUACCUGUCCAGUGCCUUUGUGGGCCUCACGUUCCCCACAGUUUGUGAGCUGUGCUACGUGAAGUUGAAGUUGCUGUUGAUUGCAAUUGAAUACAAGUCUGAACAAAGGGAAAGCAGUAUUCUCAUCAACCCGGGCAACCAUGUCAAGAUGCAGGAAGGUACAUUAGGAUUCUUUAUUGCCAGUGACGCCAAAGAAGUCAAGAGAGCAUUUUACUACUGCAAAGCUUGUCACGAUGACAUCACAGAUCCCAAACGGAUCAAAAAGUGUGGCUGCAAAAGACUGAUUUAUUCCAAGAUGUCCGUCUACAAGCGAAUGAAACUGGCAUGUUGUUUUGAUUGCGGCCGCUCUGAGCGUGACUGCUCGUGCAUGUCAGGCAGUGUACAUAGUAACAUGGACACCCUUCAGAGAGCCUUCCCACUUUCUUCUGUCUCUGUUCAUGAUUGCUCAACCAGUUUACGUGCCUCCAAAUAUAAAUAUAAUGGAUAUGUCAGAUCAACAGCAGAUGGCGCUACAACUCCAGAGAAAGCAGGAAGUCAAAAAGAGGGCGGUGUUCGGUUCAAAACAGAUAUCAAUUUAGUAAAGGAUGAAGUUAGACCCACCGUUCCAAACCGCUCGGUUAAACUGGCCAACUGCACGGCCGUAGCCAACGCGCUUCCUAAAGGCCCACUCCGUACGGAGUCCAGCUCGGCCCCCGGCGCCACCGCCGUGCCCCUCGUUAAUAACCGUAAAGGGAGCCUCCUGCCGGGAUUUCAGAGUGCCAAGCAGCGCCUCAGCCUAGCUGGCCUCAACCGCGCCCGCAGUCUACCUGGGAAAUACCGCCACCACCCCGGCAUGGCCUCCAUUCGCAAUCACGGGCCUUUCGAAGAUGAGCACCCGUCAACGCUGUCGCCCAAAAAGAAGCAGCGCAAUGGAGGCAUGCGAAAUUCACCCAGCUGCUCGCCCAAAAUGAUGAGGCACGACCCGCUCCUCGUUCCAGGGAACGAACAGAUCGAGAACAUGGACGUUAACGUGAAGAGAUACGACUCCACGGGGAUGUUUCACUGGUGCCCAUCUAAAGACAUUGAGAAGGUCAUCCUGACCCGGAGCGAGGCAUCGAUGACGGUUCUGAGCGGACAUGUAGUGGUCUGUAUAUUUGGAGAUGUCACGUCCGCUUUAGUGGGGCUGCGAAACUUGGUGAUGCCUUUAAGAGCGAGCAACUUUCAUUAUCACGAACUAAAACCGAUUGUGUUUGUUGGCUCGUUGGACUAUCUGAGAAGGGAGUGGGAAACCUUGCACAACUUUCCCAAGGUUUCCAUACUGCCUGGUACGCCAUUAAGUCGAGCUGAUUUAAGGGCCGUCAACAUCAACCUCUGCGACAUGUGCGUUAUCCUGUCAGCCAAUCAGAACAAUAUUGACGACGCCUCACUGCAGGACAAGGAAUGCAUUUUGGCGUCACUCAACAUCAAAUCUAUGCAGUUCGAUGACAGUAUUGGGGUGUUACAGGCUAAUUCCCAAGGUUUCACGCCUCCUGGAAUGGACAGGUCAUCCCCAGACAACAGUCCAGUACAUGGCUUAGUUCGGCAAGCGUCCGUCACAACUGGAGCCAACAUCCCGAUCAUAACAGAACUAGCUAAGCCUGGCAAACUGCAGCCUUUGGUUUCAUUCAGUCAGGAAAAAAACAGUGGAACCAACAUACAAAUGAUAACUGAACUGGUCAACGACUCCAACGUUCAGUUCCUCGACCAAGAUGAUGACGAUGACCCGGACACCGAGCUGUACCUGACUCAGCCCUUCGCUUGUGGGACAGCAUUUGCCGUCAGCGUACUGGACUCCCUUAUGAGUGCAACGUACUUCAACGACAACAUCCUGACGCUUAUUCGGACCCUGGUGACUGGAGGAGCUACGCCAGAGCUGGAGGCACUGCUGGCUGAGGAGAACGCACUGAGAGGCGGCUACAGCACGCCACAGACGCUGGCCAACCGCGACAGGUGUCGGGUCGCGCAGCUGGCCCUCUAUGACGGGCCCUUCGCAGACUUGGGGGACGGCGGAUGCUAUGGGGACUUGUUUUGCAAAGCGUUAAAAACAUACAACAUGCUAUGUUUCGGAAUCUACAGACUACGAGAUGCACAUUUAAGUUCACCGAGCGCAUGCACCAAACGGUACGUCAUCACAAACCCGCCCUAUGAGUUUGAGCUGGUGCCAUCAGACCUGAUCUUCUGCCUGAUGCAGUUUGACCACAACGCGGGCCAGUCCCGGACCAGCCUCUCCCACUCCUCCCACUCCUCCCAUUCCUCCAGCAAGAAGAGCUCCUCCGUCCACUCCAUCCCCACCGCCAACCGCCAGAGUCGCAGCAAGGCCCGCGAGGCCCGCGACAAGCAGAAUGCAACAAGGAUGAAUAGAAUGGGCCAAGAAAAGAAAAGGUUUACAGAUGAACCAGAACAUGCCUACCCAAGGAACAUUCAGAUCAAGCCUAUGAGCACUCACAUGGCCAAUCAAGUCAAUCAGUACAAAUCCACUAGCAGCCUGAUCCCACCAAUCAGAGAAGUUGAAGACGAAUGCUGAGUUCCAGAGCCCCUGACAGUGCGUGGGGGAGGUGGACAUACUUUUUUUGUUCAAGCUGAGAGGCAACUAUGGUGGCGACGAGUGGUGUUGCAAUGCUUCUGUCACAGUUCUUCUUAAUUGAGGACAACUGGAAGGGACCUCCUAUGUGUAUACCUUUAACGUUACUUCCAUGCUUUUUGGGAAAUUAUUUUGUUUAUAAAUGUAUACAUAAGAGAUGUAUAUAAUUGACAAUCAAGUAAGGAUUGUACAGCCCCCUAGCACUUUUUGAAUUUACUUUGAGAGUUCAAAAAAAGUCUUUCCUGCUAUUCUUUUGCAAUAGUUCACCAUGUAGUGUGUGUGACCAGACUCUACGACUGCAGCGUUGUAGGGGAUGACUGCCAUGUCGGUAACACUCAUCCAUCGCCCCAGACAUCUCCUGACAAGCUUUCAAUUGGCCAACGCAGUUCUUUUUUUUUUUGGUUACAUGUCCCAUGUCUCCUUCUGUUGUAUUUGCACUAAUAGCGAUCAAGUUGUUUUAUGAAUGACUUGAAACAUCAAAGCGUUACCCAAGCCAUCUAUAUCAUGGGAGAAAAAAAAAUACUAAGUGUCAACUUCAUUUGAAUUUACAGAAGUGGAGGGGCACAGUGAGCUUUGCUAGAGAGGUGGUAACGCGGAGGAUUGCUCUGGCACUGCUAAAGGAGAGUCUCCCUCUGACACUUCCCCCUGACAGCUUGUGCAUCUGCUGCUGUCUUAUCUCAUGGGGCUGAUGCUGUGUCUGACCCAGCUUUGUACUGCAUGGUGUGUGCUGGGGCCAUUAGCGUGACAGUUCAGUGGAACUGCACGACUCAGCCUGGACAUAUAGAGGGUGAACGCGCAAAAGCCAUCUUCACCCUGAUAGACAGUCCAGGCACUCAUGCACUCCAAUGUACAUGUGCAAUGAGGAGUGGGUUGUCUCUAAACAUAGGUAUAUCCAUAUUUGGCAAUAUGUUCUGCAUUACUGCACUAAUUCUGUUGAUGUCUUUCCAUUGCCUGUAUCUGUGUGGAAGCCUACAGUGUGGCGUGCGGUUGGGCUAAAGGCUCAUGACGUGUUCAGCUGAACAGAGACAGGUCAGCCAUGCUGGUGUAGGGACAGAACAGAAACAUGAGAACGCACUGUUGGCUUUGCUACAUAGUUGUGUCCCACUUGUGAUUGAGCUCUGUAGUCCAAAACUAGGCCCAAAUGAAGAGGAAUCAGUAUGUCUCAGAAAACAUACUAAAUGUAAGAGGAAUGAAUUGGACUGAAGAGAGAAUGCCACAUAUCGCGUGAAGUGGGUAUCAAUGGGUCCUCCUUUGGCUGUAGGCACUGCCUGGCACAGGGUUGGCAGGGAGGCAGCAAAGAGCUUGGAUGUUCUCCCUGACCAACCCUCAUGCCAAUAUAACCACCUCUGGGCAAAUAUGAGAAUGGGCUCAAUCACAGGUGGUCAACACUAUGGAUACUGAGGAGGGACAUGCCACUCAUGUCCUUAUGCUUGCACACAAGCCUAACACAAGUCAUUAAGAGCUGAACCUGAGCCGUCAUGAAGCCUUGAUGAUGUGAUGCUCGUACUGUUAAAAGAGGAUUCUCAGAAAUUUGAACGUUGUUUCAAGUCUUCUGGCAGAUUUAUACAUACGUACAUACUUAUUUUGUAUCCAUAUGAGCAUAACCAUUUUGUACUUAUUUUUAUACACAUCAGAGAACUUUAUUUCUAAAUUUAGCAUUUUUCUUGAAUACAGCUGCACCAGAUCAUGACAUAUCGAUACAGUUACACAUCUUAGCCCUGGAUAGGGUGCACAGACAAACCACACUGCUUUGAAAUGGACUUGAAGUCCGUAUCAGACACACCUGGAACCAGCUGAAAGCCUCCAGUCUGAGCCGUCACCUGGUCUGAGUCGUCGCCUGGUCUCCUUUCAGUGUUGUUUUAAAACCCACCUGGGUUGCUUUGAGGGAUCUCUAAAGCUCUAUGACUAAUAAUGAUAUGAAACUGUAAAAUACAUCUCAUUUGCCUGGGCAAACUGGGAUGGACAUACUAAUGAAUGACAGUUACUUUUAUGUUAACAAUAGUGAUAUUCCACGUUUGAAACCUUGUUAAUACUAUACAGGCAGGCACGGACUAGGGUGGUGCAUGAGGACAGUGGGGGAUUGCUGUCAGGCCCACCUCUACACUUUCUCUGCUGUAAGGGUGGAGUGGAAGUGCUUUAUAGAUGAUGUUUGGCCUAAAUUAGGCCUGGGGACAUGGAAGGACUUGCUGAAAUAUCGUCAUGUGCAUAUGCAUAUACUGUAAUUCUCUGGAACAACUGUGUUUCAUAAUGGUGUGAGAGAUUCACCUAUGAGUCAUAAACAGUGAAUUAAUAGCCAUAAGAUUGUAGACAAAAAAAAAAUGCGUCACUAUAGUUCAAAUUAUUUUGAGGAGAAAAAAAAUAUACAUGGUGUCUAAAUCUGGUGUCUAAAUGUAAAUUCUGCCCAUUCUAGACCAUUCUUUUUGUCUGAAGCGAAAUGAUCUCAGCUUUAUUGUGUGUCUGUGUGGUACAGCAUGUCGCUGCUGGAGCUCGCCAGACUUUGUCCUGAAGUGAAUAUUUGAAUUGUGAUUACAUUGGUGUUACACUUUGUAGCAAGUAGAUUUCUUAUCGAAUAAUGUGAGUAAUGUGAGUAUAAUUGGAUUUGCCGAUGACAUACUUGCUAGGCAAAAAAAAACCCAUUAAGAAUUAAGGCAUUAUACAAAUUGACAUAUUCAUUAUACAUUGGAGUAAAACUACACAUUUAUCUUAUCAUAUUAUCGGUUCUUAUGGAGCAUCCUUUCACUGUAAACACCCAACAUGCUUCAUUAGGAUAAAGUGAGAGAGAUAUGAACCAGGCUGUCAUACUGUCAGAUGUAUGAUCAGAAUCAGUGGUGUCAAAUAAAUAAAUAAAUAGGGUAGCACCAGUUUCAGCAUAUCUGGGAGAACAUUCUUAAUUUUAAUGUUCUUGUGAACUUUUAUAUCUGGGUUUACAUUCCAUUUUGUCACUUUGUUACCAUCACAAUGUUCAUUGUUUGUUUUCAAACUGUUACACAAGCUUAUAAUUUGUUUACAGAUAAAAAAAAAAAAUAAGAUCCUCAAAUUUAAAACAAUAUGUUUAUGUUGAAUGCAAAGCAGGCAAAUACUUUUGGUGACACACCUUUGAAAUGAUUUUUAACCCCGCCUCCCCUCCCCCAGCUCCCAGAUUGUGUUAGAGAACCAUAAACCCAGACCCCCUUUUUCCCUAAUGGCUCUUCAAAAUGGAGGUGACAUGACACAAAUUUGUAUUUUCACAAAACCAUCCGAUGUCUGAAGUGCCAUGGGAAGUGCUCAGAGGUCAGCAUGGUCCAGCCGUUUGCAGCUGAAGCGCAGUAGUGGCGUGUGAGCAUGCAGAACUGGCACAGAGAACAUCCAAGCCCUCAGUGCCUCUGUGCCAGUGGAGAGCCAGGCAGUGCAGUUAGGCCAAAGAAGGAGUCCACCAGACCCACAGACGCGAAAAGUGGCAUUCACACUCUAGAUUUAAAAAUGCAGGAGGAUUACUGUCACUCCAAAUGUAGGUAAUUUCUUGCAAAAUGGCUGGAUCAUGCAGGCUGAGCACUGAACACUGAACUGAGCUUUUUUUUUUUUUUUGUACAGUAUAUUCGCCCGUCCAUUUGCUUAACGAUUGCAUCUACUCUCCAACAAAGCAUAUCCAGAGUGAAGAGGAAUAUAUUUCAUAUUUUUGUCAUGUUGCAUAUCUGUCACUUCCUCUGCUGUAAAAGAUGAACACACUAACUUGGUGGAAAUUGUAAUAUAAAUAAUAAUAAAAAAAAUAUAAUAUAAUGUUGGGGGGUUUUAAGUCUUAAGGUAAAUUUGCAUCUGGCUAUUACAUGUUGAGUAAAAGUAACUUCUUUUUUCUGUUACAAGUAAAUUCAGGACAUUCAUUCUCUGAGCAGUUCCAAACCUCUGGCACAUCCUCAUCACAGAGUGGCGGUGGCAGUGGCAGGAAAGGGAUGGGUUUGAGUUUUGAGCUAACGGGAAAAUAGAGAACAUGAUGGUGCUGAGUUGAUCUACCUGACUCUGUCAAAAAAAAUAACCUGCUGAUAAAUAUACUGUCUUGUACAAAAAGUUGUACAUAAAUUGUACAUGGUUUCUUUUUGUAUUUUCUCAGAUUAAAAUGGAUGUAUUUGUGUUCUAA